UAUUGCUCAUAAUGAACAUGUAAGUAUAUUUUUUUUAAAUAUUGUUGCGGUUAAAUUAAUAUUUGUAUAUCUUUUUUUCAGACAUUUCCUUUUAUCUACAUUUUAAUGUCAAACAAAUCUUUGAAUGCAUAUAUCCAUGUACUACAAUACAUCCAAAGUAAUAUUUUUGACAUGAAGCCCACAACAUUCACCACGGAUUUUGAGUAUGGCUUAAGAAAAGCAUUGUCACAGAUUUAUCCACAAACAAAAUUAAAGACAUGUUGGUUUCAUUUUACACAAGCUGUUCGAAGGAAUGCUUCAAAACUUCCUAACUUCAUGUCAAAAUUAAAUAAAGAUAAUGAUGCGAAAAAAUUGUUUCGCAAAUUUCUAAUAUUACCGCUGUUAAAACCGGACGAUAUAUUAAUUGGAUAUCAAAAUCUGAAAAAUCAGGCUUUGAGUUAUAAUUUAAAUAGCAUUUUUGAACAAUUCAUAGCAUAUUUCGAGAGACAGUGGAUUAAAAAGGAAGGCGCAUCAAAAUUCUCCGUUUAUAACGAAUCCAUUAAAACUACAAGCUUAAUAGAAUCGUUCCAUGGGCAAUUGGGUAAAUACCUUUCGAAAAACGGAAGUUUUUAUAAAUUCAUAGACCAUUUACUAGAUGUAGAUGUGACAAAAUCAAUUGAUUUUCAAAAAUCAUUGGACGGCAGUAUUUCAGUUAAGUUAUAA
This is a messenger RNA of Rhagoletis zephyria (snowberry fruit fly), 702 nucleotides long. RefSeq lists its product as uncharacterized. Lineage: Eukaryota; Metazoa; Arthropoda; Insecta; Diptera; Tephritidae. The record is from RefSeq and is a predicted model, not a curated record.